Strongylocentrotus purpuratus (purple sea urchin) is the source of this 3068-nucleotide messenger RNA. RefSeq lists its product as uncharacterized. Gene Ontology annotation, molecular function: protein binding. Lineage: Eukaryota; Metazoa; Echinodermata; Echinoidea; Camarodonta; Strongylocentrotidae. The coding region runs from base 434 to 1753 and encodes 439 amino acids. The transcript is spliced from 6 exons. The record is from RefSeq and is a predicted model, not a curated record.
AACCCCUAGGCCUUAACUGAUAAAGCAUUCACCAGUGUUUGGUUACUCAGCAUGUUCCUUGUUAGAGAAGAAAGGCGAGUCGAGUCUGAUUACCAUUCUAACUAAGACCUAAGUCUUAAGAUCUAGGAAAAUUGAUCAAUUGUCUGAUCACAAAUUCACACGGCCCACGGCAUCGGGAGUAGUCGGGCGCGGGCGUCAGGGAGUGAUUGGUAAUUCAAUUGGUAGUUGGUCACUGUUGGUAGACCUAUCACCUCAAUGCCAAAGAUGUUACAAAUGCAGCUUGAUAUAUAGAAGUGACUGACUUACAAGUACUAUCAAUAGGUACACAGCAGACCUGCCUACAAAUCUGGAAGACGUUGGAGUUUAGCAGAGUGCAACCGAUUACUGGAACAUUGCGGGAACAUUGCAAAGAGAGUAGAGGCAAGCCCCGAUCAUGGGGGACAAACCUGGGAGUGCCAAGGCCAAGGGCCGGUUCUUUGAGCUACGGGUGAAGCUCUUCACUGAUGAAAUCUUUGUCAUGAAGGAGGUGUACCAGGAGAUGAAGAUAAGAGCUUUGAAAUCCAGGAUGGAGUUUGUUACCGGGAUACCCAGCCAUCUGCAAAGAUUAACUUACCUUGAUGAAGCCGACAUGAUGGAUGAUAGUGAUGUCAAACACCAUGAUAUAGUACCAGGUGCAAUCAUUAAUCUAGAUGUCUGGAAUACAUGGAAAACUCUCAUCUCAGCAGCAGCAAAAGGAGACGUGAAUCAGGUGAUGAAGCUGGGAGUUACGAAGGACACAACAUACGAGACUCCAUCUUCGAAGACAAUGAGAGAGAAGUCGAGGCAGGCAUGGAUAGCAGACAGAGCUUUUGUUGCUCUCUGUAUAGCUGCUCACAGAGGUCAUGUCAACAUGGUACAGAAACUCAUCGAGGGAGGUGCUGAUGUACAUGCAAAGACUGCCAAUGGCCGCACUGCUUUGCACAUAGCAGCAGCCCAAGGUAUGAACAGUGCUGUUGAGGUCCUGCUGCACAACGGUGCCACAAUUGAUGAUCCAGACACAGAGAACAAGUCGCCAUUGGUCCUUGCUGGAUUGUGGGGCCACAAAUCCUGCGAGAGGCAGAUCUUCCUCUUCCAAUGGCAACAGAGGGCAGCAAAGCAAAAGCCGAUCGCGCGCUCAAGCGGACGCAUGGCUCACCAGAUGUACGACUCAAAGCUGAAGACGUGGUUCAACGGCGCCUACGCACAGAUGUACACCACACAGAUACUGCCACCUGGAGAAUUCUCAGGGACGAGGCUCAGUGCACCGAGAAGGAAGCAUCGACCAGAGUCUGCUUCGAGUGGGUGGUCGAGCGACGGGGAGGUCGAUGAUGAUUGGCUGGUUGAUCAGGAGGAGGUAGGGACUCAGGUGCGACUUGGGAUGGAAACGUUGAAGAAUGUGCAAGAAGCAGAAGCAAGGGCAGGUGGAAAGAAGGGUUCAAAGGCGGAUAAAGGAAAAGGUGGAGUGAAAGAUCGCAACUCGACCUUCGACGAUUGGUUGUCAAGGAAACAGAACAAUGAACGAGAUCAGACGAAGGGCAAGAAGAAAGCCGACGCCCGUUCAAAGCUGUUGCAGGAGGACAAGAAGAGAAGUAAGGCAGGGAAAGAACCGACAAAGCGAAGCUAUGGCCUGAAUCCUAAAUCACCGGAAAGGGCGACGCCCGACGACGGCUCCUUUGAUAUGAUGAAGCUGAGAAAGGAGAUGAACAUUUUCAACCCCAUCGAUGUCCAACACUGACCAUCCUAGGAAGAAGGGAGAAAGGUUUGAAAUAAUGAAUGGAUAAGUCAAGGGGAGAGAACUGCAUGAAUACAAAGCAUGCAAUAGACCAGCUUUGGUCAAAAUGACCCCCAAAUAUCCACAAGACUUUUGCACAUGGAGACGUUCCACUUUGUGCAUUUUAGAAUAAUUACUGCCGGAGUAAUGGAAAUGCUUCAUGAAAACCUUUUAUUUGCCCUCUUGAGAAGAAUACUUUCAAAUGUGUAUCAGAAGUGGUCCUUGGUGAAUGAAUGAAUAAUGAUUAUAUAACUUUCAUGAGCAUGACUCCAGUAUGCGGCUUGACGGGUUUACAAUUUACAAUGACCUACAGCUACCCAUGCGCAGAUUGUAUCUAUGGCAAGUCCAAGAUACUGUAUCAAGCGGAUAGCCCUAAUUCUAGAGCUUGAAAGAAACAAAAUGUUGAGUAAAUUAUAUUUUUAUAAUGCAAGUAAUAUAAGUCAGUAAUCAUUGGUGACAUAUGGGCCAUACCUUGGUCUUGCCCAAAUAUCUUGUGAUGAAUUGACCAAAUUACGAUGUAUGGGAAUGAUCAUUGUAAUCAUUUACUUGUACGUACUACAUGUUCACAUGUAUCAAUUACCAGUAAUAACAUAUCAAAUAUUGUAGGAGAAAUAAUAGGCACUCAAUGAACAUAGAUUUCAGGUUCCUGUCUCAUGAAGUGUUGCAAUUGAUCCAAAUCGGACACAACAGUCCUUAUUCUACUGAUUAAGUUAAAACAAAGGUCUAGGAUCACUUUUAACAAAAGAAAAGAUCUCUAACUAACUUCCUUUGUUAUAUCUAUGCCCUGUCUUACAAAGAGUUGAUAGUAAUCGCAACUUAUUUGCGCUUGAUAUCAAUCGCAUAUGUACUGUAGAUAAGAGAUAGAAGAUUGCAAACUUGCGAUUGAUUUGGAUUAAUCGCAUCUCUUUGUAAGAUGGUGCCCUGAUUUGGACACUAGCUUAGUGUAAAAUUUAGGAUACGGGUCAAUGUAUUUAGGUGAAUAUCAAUCGCAGCUUUAAAGGCAGACCCUGGGAUGCCAGCAUUUUACCACCUUGAGUAGUACAGUGAAACCUGUAUACCGGUAUAUAUAAAAAUCUCUCUGAGGAGGGACAAGAAAAGUGGUCUUUAUAGGGAAGUUAUAUUUAUGUAUAUGUGAUCCAUGUUUCAUUGAGAAACUCUUUACAAGGGAGACAAAGGAUGUGGUCCUUGUAGACAAGUGGUAUUUCUUUACACGAGGUCACUGUAGAAAGAUUCUUUUUAAAGUUAAACCAUGGUGAUAGUCAAGGUUAUGGACGCAUUU